Molecule: messenger RNA, 1848 nt
Organism: Triticum turgidum subsp. durum (durum wheat)
Lineage: Eukaryota; Viridiplantae; Streptophyta; Magnoliopsida; Poales; Poaceae
Source: the annotation of a GenBank genome assembly
AUGAGCUACGCAUUGAUGGGCAUGGAGGCUCUCUGCCUAGACCGCGUAGCUUGGAAACUCCUUCCACCCCUUGGAGAGUUAUACCUGAUUUGUCAAUCUGUAGAAGAGCGUGAAUCCGGAGAAGAGUAUUUGAAUUGCAUCACAGGCCCAUGCUUUCGUAACUUGAAAAGGCUAGAACUCAUUGGGUUGCCAGGAUUUAGAAGAUGGGUAGCAAAUGAAGUUUGCCCUUGGUACUUCUCACUUAUAGAGGUACUCAUUGUGAAGGGUUGCCCUGAACUAACUGAGUUACCGUUUUCAUCUUAUACUAGUUGCUACCCCUUGGAAACAGAUUCAUGUGUGACUUGGUUUCCUAGGCUAAAAGAGCUUAAAAUUGAUAAUUGCCCAAAACUGUUGUCACUGCCUCCUAUUCCCUAUAGUCAUGCUUUGUGCUCUGUUACACUGAGGCGUGCAGGAAGAGGUCUGAAGGAGUUAUCUUAUUCAAGCAAAUCAUACUCUUUGGGAAUAGAAGGAAGUGAUAUGCAUAGCCUAGAUGAGACGAUCUUGGCGUUCCAUAAUUUAACCCAACUACAAGAAUUGUUUAUCGAUAAUUGCCCACCUCUGGCUGAGGAACACCUUCAAAUGCUAACCGCAUUGAAGACCCUCAGAAUACAUGAUUCAAGCAAUAUUUUCCUGCCGAUAGCAAGAAGUGACGCCAGAUGGCAGCUUCCAGUUACCAGUUUAAAAUUAUGGAUGUGCAAUUUUAGUGGGAAGGAAGUGGCACGUCUACUCACUCAUCUCCCUGAGCUCUCUAGCUUGAGAAUAUGGGGUUGUGAGAAGAUAACACGGUUGGAUGUGCAGGCCGAGCAGCGACAAACGGCAGCAUCUCUGUCACUGCCAGCUUCUUCAGCUGCUAUUGAAUUGCAGGAUACACGUGGAACAGAUGAGCAACGAGAAAGUGUGCAAGAGGUGGAGGAAGAGGGAGUAGCAGAGGAGGUUGUUGUAGAACAAGCAGAAGACGAUGAUGGGCUGCUGCUCUUACCGGCCCAUCUAUCCGCCUCUCUACAGGAGUUAUGCUUCGACAGCUGUCCAAAGCUUAUCCUGACUGCCAAUAAUCACGAGACAGGAGGAGGAGGAGGUCUGCAAGCCAUGCGCUUCCUCAAGAGAAUAGAAAUACAAAGUUGCUUCCUGUCCGCGUACAAGGCCUCGGAUCUCUCUUCCUGUUGCCCUUUCCCAUCCUCCCUGCAACGCCUCUUACUUCGAGAUCCUAUGGAAGGCAUGGACACGCUAGUGCUCCUCUCCAACCUCACCUCUCUCGAGAACUUAAGCAUCAAGUAUUUGGGCGAGGAUAUAAGAUGUGAGGCCCUGUUGCGUCUCCUUACCCAGGGCCAGCUCACCGCAUUAUAUGUCCGCCACACCCCCAAAUUCUUUGCUGAUUGGGAUCCCGCACGGGAGCUGCAGGGCGAGCAGCUGCUUCCUUUCCCAAAACUGCAGGUACUCGAGACGGAUGACAUGGCAGGAGUCCUUACCGCGCCCAUCUGCCGCCUCCUCUCUUCCUCCCUCACCGAAUUAUCUUUUGAAUUCAACGAAGACGUGGAGUGCUUCACCAAGGAGCAAGAGGAGGCCCUUUCCCUCCUCAGGUCCCUUGAGGUCCUCCAAUUCCAGUGGUGCAACAAGCUGCGGUGCCUCCCAUCAGGGCUAAACAAGCUCACCAACCUCAACAGAUUAAAGAUCUUAGACUGUCCAGCCAUCAGGUCGCUGCCCAAAAAUGGCCUCCCCGGCUCGCUGCAAGAUGUCAGUUAUUUACCCAACGAAAAGCUAACACAGCAAUGCAGGCGAUUAAUGGGGACCAUCCCAUUAAUCAGACUAUAG